UCAAAAUACUAGCUCGCUUCUUUUUUUCUUUUUCUUUUUUACGGUUUAUUUUCCCAUUCGAUAUUCUCUGCUGCUCUAUAAAAUUUAGACUUUGGUGAACUAUUAAUCUGUCGUGUGCAUUAUAAUUCUGUAUGAAAUAAGAAGAGCAGAGAAAAACUCGUCCAAAGCUUCGAAUUUCUGUCGGCUCUGUUCAAAAUGUUUUUUUAUUUAAUUUUUCUAAUUUUCUUUUCCUCUGUAGAUCAUCUCUCUCUCUCAUUCAUUUUAAAUUAAAGAUUUUCUAAUUUUUUAUUUUUCUUUCGUUUAAUUCAUUGAGUUUCUGUUGCAAGAACGCCGUUACGCCAGUAAUUACAUGAUCGUCUUCCUUUUGGUUUGUGUAUUACAAUGACAUUCAAGAAUAUACUUUAGCAGGAAAUUCAUGAGUUUCAAAACAUAAUUUGUAAAUUGAAUAGGAUAAAUUUAUACCUAAAUUGUAAGUGAGAACUAAAAGAGUUCAAGAUUUGGCAUAAUUCACAGGCAAAUUCAUAGAAUCUUGGCGAUGGAAUUUCAGGAAAGCUCAACAUCCAAUGGAAGGCCUUCUUCACAGUAACAGCGGCAAUUCGAAUAUCCCUCGACUCAAUGGCGGCCUGAACGGCGGGGUUCUGAUGCCGAUGCAGAUGGACAACCAGUCGCUAUUCGGAAAGGGCCGCCACUCCUACAUCCACCACCACCAGCAGUCCAAGAGCCCAACCCUAGCGGGUUCCUACAACGAGAACCUCGAUCUCGGAGACUCACCGCUCUUUCGGUAUCUCCGCACCGGGUCUCCAGAUUCAUAUAAGCGCCCGCCGCUCUCGUCAGUGGAGAACUUGGAGAUGGCGUGGUCACCAAGCAUUUUCUCCACGCCGGUGAAAGUGGAGGAGGAGGUGCUGGUCAUGGAUGGAAUUUUGGUCGCCUCGUUACCUCCGGGCGGAAGGUACGCGAGGUCGGCGACGGACUCUGGGGGCUCGACAACGUCAUCUUCUUCCUCGUCCGGUGGGAAGAGUCUGUACAAGACCGAGAUUUGCCGCUCCUGGGAAGAUUCAGGUAGCUGCCGCUACGGCUCCAAAUGUCAGUUUGCACAUGGAAAAGAAGAGCUACGUCCAACUCGUUUCCCUGCCAAGAACAAAUCUGAGGUACAGAUGUACAAGUCAUGCAGUGGCACGGGAUCGGGCAUAUACGGGGCAAAGAAUCGCCAUGUUCAUCAAGUCGUGGCAGCGGCAGGAACUGUAGCAGCAGCAGCAGCAGCGACAACCCAAACACGCUCGCCCGCCAAACCUGAAACAGCCUCACCCCGCCAACCUGAAGAUAUGAAAAAGAAGCCCAAAACUACCAUCAGCAGGAACAACUGGUCUCCGCAAGACGAUGGCAUUGAGACUCUAUUGCCUCAUUCUUCAUCCAAAAAGCCUCCAUCAAGAACAGAUGUUGAUGCCCAUAUUGAUUAUACUCUCUAUGGUCCUACUCCAAGAAAGAGACUGGCAGUGUUUGCCGACAUUCGCUCGGAGCGGUGAUCUCAUUUUGCUUGGGAGAAACCUGCUUUCUGCAGCAAAAGGUACAUAAUAUACAAUAAGUACUUCCUGCAAUGGCAGUAACUGGGAUUAGAUAUUCAUAAUCGUCUUUGUCGAGGGCGUAUGACACAGUUUCGAUAGUGCUUCCUUACAAACAAUUACAGCAUAUACAUACAGAUUGACUUGAGUAGAAUACACAUAAAUGCAGUUUGUCCCUCAA
Juglans regia (Persian walnut) is the source of this 1740-nucleotide messenger RNA. RefSeq names its product mRNA decay activator protein ZFP36-like. Bases 564 to 1523 code for a protein of 319 amino acids. The record is from RefSeq and is a predicted model, not a curated record. The transcript is spliced from 3 exons. Gene Ontology annotation, molecular function: mRNA binding; metal ion binding. Lineage: Eukaryota; Viridiplantae; Streptophyta; Magnoliopsida; Fagales; Juglandaceae.